AUGCGGGCUUUCGUCAUAGUGUUGUUGUUGAGCCUGAUAGCAUUCGCUGCGGCUGGUAAUUUGGGUGGCGGCGGUGGUGGCUGGCAAGGAGGUGGUGGUAGAGGUGGCAAAGGUAGUGGUGGCGGAGGAUAUGGCGGUGGCGGACUCAGUGGAGGCGGAUAUGGCGGUGGUGGACUCAGUGGAGGCGGAUAUAGCGGUGGCGGUAGCAGAGGACGUGGAGGCGGUGGCGGUUACGGUGGAAGCGGAGGCUUUGGCGGAAAAGGCGGCGGUGGUGGAUAUGGUGGUUCCAGAGGUGGCGGUAGUGGGGGCUACGGUGGAAGUGGAGGCUUUGGAGGAAAAGGUGGUGGUGGUGGUGGUAGAGGUGGUUAUGGUGGCGGAAGCUUUGGUGGCGGUCAUGGUGGUGGAGCUGGUGGAUACGGAGGUGGUGGCUUUGGUGGCGGCGGCGGCGGUAAAGGGUGGUAA
This is a messenger RNA of Rhagoletis zephyria (snowberry fruit fly), 462 nucleotides long. RefSeq names its product glycine-rich cell wall structural protein 1.0-like. The record is from RefSeq and is a predicted model, not a curated record. Lineage: Eukaryota; Metazoa; Arthropoda; Insecta; Diptera; Tephritidae.